Messenger RNA from Zophobas morio, 1025 nucleotides. RefSeq lists its product as uncharacterized. The transcript is spliced from 3 exons. Bases 91 to 969 code for a protein of 292 amino acids. Gene Ontology annotation, cellular component: ciliary basal body; centrosome. The record is from RefSeq and is a predicted model, not a curated record. Lineage: Eukaryota; Metazoa; Arthropoda; Insecta; Coleoptera; Tenebrionidae.
ACAUCAACGUCAACUGUCAAAAUCAAAAAGUCGCUUUACAAACUAUCAAAUGAUAGGAAAUUUGGAGAUCCGCCAUAAAUUUACAAUGAAAUGAGUGAAUCUGGGACCGAGCUACGCAACAACAAUGAGCGAAUCGUAAAGCUGAUGGCACUUUUGAAGGCGCAAAGGGACGAAAUGACCUAUUUAAUAACGAAACAACAAGAAGAAAAGCACAAAAUCGAGAACGAAAUCGAAAAGUUGUCGUUCAAAUUGACGCUGUUAACAAAAAGCCUGAAUCAGAGGCUACAAGCUAAGAUUAACUACGACAAGACGAUCAAGGAGAUCGAGGAACACUACAUGAAUCUGGUGAGCCAGUCUGGGAAAUUACUCCACACGCUGAGUCAAGAAGUCCACGACCUGGAGGAGAUCAUGGAUAAGAAAAUCGGGACCGUUGGAAGCGGCCUUGGGCAGAAGGACCUCGAAAAAAAACCAGAGGAGGCGGAGAAGGCAGAAGAGCCGCCGCCGCCCGAAGACAAACAGUCUUUGGAGGGCGAACCCCUCGAAAAAAAAUCCUCCAUCCAGAGCAAGCACUCCUCCAGCGUAACUUCGCAGCACUCCCAGAAGCGCUCGUCCAUCGAGCAGCUCCGCAGCCGCACCAGCAGCCGCACUAGCCACGAGCACCCCAGCAGCCACCCGGGAAGUCGCACCAGCAGCGUCGAGCACGCCGCCAAGCAGGACGAAUCCAGCGACCCCCAGACGGAGCCGCCGCCCGAGCCCAACAAUCAGAGGGACUCCCACUUCGAGAAGUACCUGCAGACGCCGCCCCCCAUCAAGCGCCGCAACACCGACGACGACGUCGAGCUGCAGAGCUACCGGGAGGCGUACGAGCGCCAGCACACGGCCAGCUCGCCGCCCCACUCCUUCAACGAGAUGUCGAGCAGACGGGGCUCCACCAGCCGCCGCACCAGCACCAGAUUGAGCAAAUCAUAGGUUACUUACUUUCGUCCUUUGCCAUUAAUGUGAAUAAAAUCUCCUGUCCGCUGUCA